This is a messenger RNA of Heterobasidion irregulare TC 32-1, 1644 nucleotides long. RefSeq lists its product as uncharacterized. Gene Ontology annotation, molecular function: chloride channel activity. Lineage: Eukaryota; Fungi; Basidiomycota; Agaricomycetes; Russulales; Bondarzewiaceae. The record is from RefSeq and is a predicted model, not a curated record. The coding region runs from base 1 to 1644 and encodes 547 amino acids. The transcript is spliced from 13 exons.
AUGGACACUGCUGCUCACGACGGUCAUUUUGUGGGGAUCAAUCCUCCCGAUCCAUUCGCGGCUCCUCGCAGGUUUUGGCCGACGCUCAUAAACGCCAUCCUUGCGACAGCACUCUUCAGAUGUUGGCACAUUCUCAUCUUCUUCGGCGGUUGGUCGACCGCCAUAUCGUGCAUCAACGCGCUCACACACCAUAAGCUGGUCAUCCAGCCCACCCUUCUUACUGUAAAACGGCUUGAAUCUGGCCGUAAAGGGAUGUGUCUGCGUAAAGGACCAACCCUCGGUACUGUGCUUGGUUUCGUCAUCUCGUAUAGAACGACAUCCAGUUUCGAACGAUACAACGAAGGGAGAAGGUACUGGUCGCAGAUCGUUCUAGCGAGUAGAACCUUUGCGCGUUUAGUAUGGUUCCAUGUCCCUGACACGAUGGCGAUCGGCCCUGACUCAAUGCCUGCCGACGAGAAAAAAGCGCGUGUCAUCAUCGAGAAGAAGACAGUCCUCAACCUUGUGGAGGCAUUCAGCGUCGCUGUAAAGCACUACCUGCGCGGCGAGGAAAGUAUCUAUUACGUCGACCUGUACCACUUGGUCAAAUGUCUGCCGGCUUACGCGCUCCCUGCCGGCUUGCCCUCGGCCGUCGACUUGACCUCCGAACUCCCAACCUCACCGAAAUCGCCCUCGGUUCGUUCGCCUUCCAUCCACCAUCGGACAUCGGACAUCCGCAGUAUCACAAGCCACCGCACCUCUAUAUCGCACCCAAAUAUUCGUCUGUCUGAAUCCGGUCAAUCACGAUCGCCAUUUCCACCUAUGCCGACCAUUCCGUCGUCCGUAUCUGAGCCGCAGCUUCCUCUUCCCGUCACGGCCCCUGGCGGAAAAGCGACUUUCUUGGAGCCCAUCAUGACCAAUGGAAGACCGAGUAUCAGUCAGAGUGCGAUUCGAAGUGGCAAGGACUCUAUCUUUGGUGAAGAGCUUCUGCCUGCUCGCAUGCCGCCAAAGUACCACCUCUUCGACUUGUUCCCCUUCUCGCUCUUGGUCAAGAUGUUGACGAAGCGGGGAAAGGAAGUAAAAGGCAAGAAGGGCGCCAGGUUGAGGGCUAAAAUGCGCAACCGCAACGUCACUCACAACUUGCCCUUGGAGAUAUCGUUAUACCUUGCCCGCAAGGCGAUUGAUCCGCCCACGACUACCAUGUUGAUCACCACACUGAAUCAGCUUGUUGAUGCUCUGACUGGUCUAGAGAGGAUUUUGACAACACCUAUUCCCUUCUCAUAUUCCAUUCAUCUAUGGUCUGUUACCAUUCUUUAUUGCCUCGCCUUGCCAUUUCAACUUUGGGGUACCUUGAAAUGGGUCACCAUCCCCGGAACAACCGUUGCGAGCUUUAUCUUUUUUGGCUUCCUCGUAGCCGGUGAAGAGAUUGAAAAUCCUUUCGGCUAUGACAAGAACGAUCUCAACAUGGACCACUUCACGAACAACAUCAUCCGGAAUGAGUUGCGUGCAAUCACCGCUACCCCCGCGCCCAACCCCGCAGACUGGGCAUUCUCGUCGUCCAACGACCACAUCUUCGCCGAUAGGAGUGACCAUCCGGACCGCGUCUCCCCGGAAGAGUGGAUCAAUCGUGGUCUUUUUAGCAUACAGAAUGCGCUCGCGCGGGGCUAA